Molecule: messenger RNA, 3213 nt
Organism: Pan troglodytes (chimpanzee)
Lineage: Eukaryota; Metazoa; Chordata; Mammalia; Primates; Hominidae
Gene: MISP3
Product: MISP family member 3
Exons: 2
Coding region: 1908-2522 (204 amino acids)
Source: RefSeq, a predicted model, not a curated record
CCAGCCCAGUUGGCAUGGCUGGAGGAAGGACCAGGAGAUGAUGCAGUGGGGAAGGUGCUAUAAAGAAAACUUUUUCCCAGAAGUAUACAGCUUAUUUAUUUAUUUAUUUAUUUUGAGACAGAGUUUUGCUCUUGCUGCCUAGGCUAGAGUGCAGUGGCGUGAUCUUGGCUCACUGUAACCUCCACCUCCCAGGUUCAAGUGAUUCUCCCACCUCAGCUUCCCGAAUAGCUGGGAUUACAGGCGCCCACCACCAGGCCUGGCUAAUUUUUUUUUUUUGUAUUUUUAGUAGAGACGGGGUUUGGCCAUGCUGGCCAGGCUGGUUUCGAACUCCUGACCUCAGGUGAUCCUCCCGCCUCGGCCUCCCAAAGUGCUGGCAUCACGGGCAUGAGCCUCCGUGCCCGGCCGGUAACUGUAUUUUUCCUUCUGGGCACCCCAGAAUGGUGGGGUUGGGGGCAGGUUCUGGGAAGAGUCUGCUUCCAUUAGGGGGAAAGUGGAAAACGUCCCUAGGGGAGGGUGGCCCGCGCAAGGGCAUCGAUCCUGCCCUUGAACCGCAUGAUCCGGCCCCAGCUGCUCUUUCCCCCUACCCUGGACGCCUCCUGUUUCCUGUCUGGGCCUCCCCAGGCGCCCGGGCCCAAGGUGACCGCCUUUCAACUGCAACCGCUAAGCUGCGCCCACGGCGCACUGUGUCCGUCUCUCCCUCCUCCCUCAAUCCGGGAGUGCCCUUGGCAGCGGACACCUCCCGGAUUUUUCCGGGAGGAGAAGGGAAGCCGCUUCUCGGCUUGGCGUGGGGGCAGUGGUGCGCGGCUGGGAACCUCGCUGAGCCCAAGCAUUGGUAGGGAGACCCCAGCGGCCAGUAAGGCGGCUCCUGGCGCCCCCUCGGGCCGGAGCUGUGCGCUGCAAGGCUGGAUCGGAGGGAGGGCCCAGAGGCCUGAGGAGUCGCUGCCUGCCGGCUGGCACGACCAAGCGGGGCUGCCCGGGUCCCGAAAAGACGGCUUCGGGGGACACCUCACCAAGCGGCUAGUGGUUCAGAACCCCAGUCCGACGCGCUGCUGGGCCCAGUCUCCCGGACGAUGACGGGGACAUGGCUCUGAAAAAGUGCCAGGGUGCGCUCAGUAGAACCCAGCACCCAGAAUGGCCCCCCAGAGAGCGGGGCCGGGUCUAAGGAAGCCCUCUUCCAAGAAGUCCCGUGCCCUGAGGUGACUGGGCGCGCUAGCUGAUGAAACUGAGUGCCCAACCGAGGCGCCCCUUGUCCCGAGGGCGGGGCCAGGGCGGGGCGGGAGUCCUCCUGGCAGGUGCCGGGGGCGGUGCCCGGCCCUGCCCCCGGGGGCCGUUCCUGGAGGCCAGAGGCGGGUCAGAGAAGCGGCCGGUGCGGGCGACGCCUUGGAACCCACGGGCCGCCACUGCCGCCACAGGUGCCUCACAGUGCCCUCUGUCCUCGCUCUGGGAAUCAAAACCCCGGUUGGGAACUGAGGCUUCCGAACUGCUUCCAACCCUGGACACGAAGGCCCCCACCGGCCGGAGAACGAAACCCUGGGGUCAUCUGAAGAGGAGGGCCAGGAGUCCCCAGGGCCAGACAGCGAAGCCCCAGAGCUGCUGCGGAGCUGAACACCGAGGUCCCCAAGCCCUCCGCAAAGGACGUGGAGAUCCUGGAGCAAGAGAGCGAAGUCCUCGAGCCAUCAGUCGAGCAGGACGCAGAGAGCCCCGGGCUGUCCACAGCUGCGGGCUUUGAGAGUCCUGAGCCAGGCAGAGACGACCCUGGGCCGUCCGAAGCGCAAAGGGCGGAGUUCCAGGGGCAGCAUCCCCCUCCAGGCCCUAAGACCUCCUCCUCCAGGUCAGGCUCGGAAGCCCCCCACCUGCGUUUUCCGCCGUGCCCCGAGGCUCCCCAGCGUCCCCGGGAGGAGCGGUUCAUGGAGACGCCCAUCGAGCGCGAAAUCCGCCGCAGCUGCGAACGCGAGGAGAGCCUGCGCCGGAGCCGGGGCCUGAGCCCGGGCCGCGCAGGCCGUGAACUCGUCGAGCUGCGCGUGCGGCCGGUGCUCAACCUGCCGGGUCCUGGCCCCGCGCUCCCGCGCGCCCUGGAGCGGGCGCGGGCGGGCGCGCAGAUGCAGCGGGACAUCGAGCGGGAGGCCCACCGGCAGGCGGCGCUGGCGCGCCCCGCGGUCCCCGAGCCGCGCGCCCGGUCGCCGCCGCAGCCGCUGGGCGAACUCAAGCGCUUCUUCGAGGCCGCGGCGGGGAGCGGCUCCUCGGCGGGGGCGGGGGACGGCGCGGGCCCGCAGAGGCUGCCAGAGCCUGGGGGACGGCCGCGCUCGGCCGUGCAGGGCGGGUGCCCGGUGCUGGGCAGCGCCCCGCCGCCUUUCACUCCGUCACUGCUGGAGCAGGAGGUGCGCGCCGUGCGCGAGCGCGAGCAGGAACUGCAGCGCCAGCGGCGCAGCGUCUAUGGCACCGCGGAGUUCAAGGAGCCUACGCCGAGCCUCACCGGGGUGCGGCCGGCCUUUCAUCCUGGCUGCCGCCAGCUGGUGAGCUGAGCGCCCCUUCCCCCGCAGCGAGCAGGGGCGACGGAAAGUUGGCGGUGAUCUGGCCCCCCCGCAGAAAGGUCUCGGAGAACGGCCUGGAGCAGGUGGGAGCCCCCUUACCCGUGUGCCUCUAGCGCUUGUCGGUCCCCCGACCCCUCCGGUGCCAGGACGCUUGGUGGGGAAAAGUGCAUCCUCCCUGGAGGGCCACUCUGGUCAGAACUCAGUCUGGGACGCAUCCCCGGGGUGAAGAGGAGACGGUGGUCUUGAGGCCCAAACCGCCACCCCGAGCCUGGAUGCAGUGCGCAGGUCCCUGAGGCCGGCCUUCCUUCUGGCCCUCUGUCCCCAGGAGGAGCGCAAACCUUGAGGUUUGAAAAGGCUGGGACCCCCGGCCGGAAGUAACGUACGCGUCAGAGGAACAGGGCGGGGGGCGUCUAGCAUUAGGCCUGGAGAAGGGUCGGCUCUCUGCAUUGGGGAAGAUGAAAUCGACUUGCCUUUGUGAAAUUGACCAGCCCCCUCUAUAAAACUUACAGUCCCCCAUUGGGAAACUGACCACCACCCACAACUCCGCCAGUGAAACUGCCCAGCCCUUCUCUGCCUAAUUGCAAACUGAACUACCCUCUCCCUUGACUGUUAAGAGGGCCGGAGUUACCGCCUCGAUUGCCCCACUCCCCCCACCCCCAAUAAAGCCUCUUCUUUCAGGGCA